Molecule: messenger RNA, 1209 nt
Organism: Strongyloides ratti
Lineage: Eukaryota; Metazoa; Nematoda; Chromadorea; Rhabditida; Strongyloididae
Product: 28S ribosomal protein S9, mitochondrial
Exons: 2
Coding region: 1-1209 (402 amino acids)
Biological process (GO): translation
Cellular component (GO): ribosome; mitochondrial small ribosomal subunit
Molecular function (GO): RNA binding; structural constituent of ribosome
Source: RefSeq, a predicted model, not a curated record
AUGCUUGGGAAUUAUUCUAAACAAUUUUUAUUUAAACAUGGAAAACAUUUCUAUCGUUCAACUAAUUUUUUCUGUAGUACUGUAAAAGUUACUGAAGAAAUAUCCAGUAAUUCACCUAAUUCAAUCACAGUUUCUCAAAAUAUUGACGAUGAUUUAGUUCAGACUAGAAGAUUAAAGUCUAUUGGAAGAGCUUUAAAUACAUAUAUUACAAGAGCCAAAGAAAAUGCUAGAUUAAUGGCAAAAGAAAAGGAUGAAUUUGAAUUAGGAAGACGACAUUUAGCUAAUAUGAUGGGUCUUGAUCCUGAUACAAUGACUCAAACUGACAUUGACAGAUCUAUUGAGUAUCUUUUUCCAUCUUCUCUACAUGAUAAAAAAGCUAGACCAGUAAUGAAAAGUCCUGAAUUAUUAUUACCAAAGUUUCACAAACUUGAUUUUGAUGAUGAAGGUCGACCUGCAGAUUCCCAUUUCUUUACUUUAAAACCUAAAUUCUAUAGAUUAUUGUCUGAUAUUGGUGAAAGAACGAAAAAACUUGUAAAAUACUUAGGAAAAGAAGAAAAAAAUGAAGAAGUUAGUUCAGUCCUUCUUAGUGGAAGUUUGUGGCUUUCACAAAAAAAACUAUCUACCCAACUUGGUGAAAAAUUAUCAGAUGAACUGUAUGCCAAUUGGAUAAUGGCUUUUGAUUAUUUAGCUUCUUUACCAAAUUCAUCUUUAGAAAAAGAAUUUAUAAUGUCUUAUCGUGAAAGCAUUACUUCAGUUGAUAAACCAAAUGCAAUUUUUGGAGGUCAUAUUCCUCGUGUUUCCAUUGAUCCAGUUACAAAAACAAGAUAUGCUACUGCUAAAACAACGUGUAAAGCAACAAAAGCUAUGGCUGUUGUUCGAGAUGCUGGUACUGGAAAAUAUUAUAUAAACGGUCAUCACUUUAGUUGUUUUAGAUCUUUACUAGCACGAGAAUGUCUUAUUAGUCCGUUGAUAGUAGCUGAUGUCAUGGGUAAAGUUGAUAUUGAAGCAACAACAACGGGUGAUGGUGGUUUAUCCGCACUACCAAGAAGUGUUAGGCAUGCUGUUUCUUUAGGAAUAGCUGCUUUAUAUCCUGAAAAAGUUGAGAAAAUGAAAAUAAGUGGAUUGUUAACAAAAGAACUAAGGAAAAAAGAAAGAAGUAAAGUUAAUCAACCUGGAGCACGUGCUAAAUGGAUUUGGAAAAGGCGUUAA